Messenger RNA from Cyclocybe aegerita, 1755 nucleotides. Lineage: Eukaryota; Fungi; Basidiomycota; Agaricomycetes; Agaricales; Hemipholiotaceae. The record is from the annotation of a GenBank genome assembly.
GAUGGUCAACAAGAAGUCAAAGUCUGCGGCAAAGAAGCGGCAGGCAGCAGCCACGGCAGCAGGUUCGCCUUCAGCUUCAGCCUCCAUGCCGAACGGUGCUACUGACAGCCGGAACGGCUCAACAGCGUCGGGCUCGAGCUCGCCAAAACCGCCACCGACACCCCCGUUGGCGGAUCCGCCGACGCCUACUCCAGAACCAGAGCCAGAAGACAUCGUGAAGCGAGCGGAGAAUGUGAAGGAGCAGGGGAACACCGCGUUCAAAGCCGCGAGAUAUACCGAGGCAGUCGACCUGUACACCAAGGCCAUCGAGCUUAACCCACUCGAACCAGCCUAUCUGACGAACCGAGCAGCGGCGUACAUGGCGCUGAAGCGAUUCAGACCAGCACUGGAGGACUGUCAAGUGGCCGCCUCGCUGCAGUCCGCGGCGCCGUCGCCCAAGACACUGCUGCGCCUCGCCCGAUGCCAGCUGGCCCUAGGGUCCUCGACACCAGCGCUGUCGACGAUCCGGAGCAUCCUCGCGAUCGAGCCAAAGAAUGUACCCGCGAUCCAGCUGCGCGAGAAAGUGCAGGUGCUGGAGAACCACGUCCGCAACUUUGAGGCUGCACGGCAAAAGAAGGACUGGGGGCUUGCCCGACUCGCGCUGGACAAGUGCCUGCAGGCGAUCGAGGGUGAGGGCGGCGAUGUGCCACCCGAGUGGCGGUAUUGGCGGGUUGAACUCGAGCUGUCGAGAGGGAACUGGGAGGCCGCGAACAUGGCUGCAAGCGAUGCGAUGCGAUUGAACCCCAUUUCUCCGGAUGCCCUGACGCUGCGUGGUCUUGUGCUAUUCCUCAGCGGGCGUCUGCCACAAGCGCUGCAGCAUGUGACAUCCGCAUUGCGGCUAGAUCCUGGGCACGAGCCAGCUCAAAAACUGAGGAAACGUGUUAAAGACGUAGAGAAACUGAAGGAGGAUGGCAACGUUGCGUUCAAGGCCGGCAGGCUAGAGGAGGCAGUAGAUAAGUACACCGAGUGUCUAGAGCGCAUAGGCGAACUUGAGGAAGAAGGCAAGGGUGGGCAGAUCCGUGCCACCCUGCUGUCUAACCGUGCUACCACCCUACUCAAACUCGACCGACACGAAGACGCCCUCGUUGACACUGACGCAUCGAUCGCUCUCUCCCCUAAUUCCUUCAAAGCCCUCCGCACCCGCGCACGCAUCAAUCUCCACCUCGAGAAAUACGAUUCCUCGAUCGCCGACUUCAAGAGUGCGAUCGAGCAGGCACAGACGGACGGAGGGGCCACCGAAGGUGACGUGCGCGCGUUAAAGGGUGAGCUGAAGAAGGCGGAAGCAGCGCUGAAGAGAAGCAAGACGAAGGAUUACUACAAGAUUCUCGGUGUCUCGAGGGAUUGUUCGGAGAUUGAGAUUAAGAAAGCAUACAGAAGAGAGAGCUUGAAGCACCAUCCUGAUAAGGGUGGAGAUGAGGAAAAGUUCAAGCUUGUUGUGGAGGCACACUCUGUCCUCUCCGACUCUCGGCGGCGCGAGCGGUACGACCUGGGCGAGGACGAAGACGGCAUGAACGACGGCGGAGGCGGAAACCCCUUCGGCGGAGGCAUGGGUGGUAUGAGCCCGAUGGACCUUGAGGAGAUCUUCGCCUCCUUCGGCGGUGCGGGUGGAGGUCGAUUUGGCGGUGGUGGAGGCGGCUUCGGCGGUUUCAGCGGUGGUGGUUUUGCCGGUGCCAGCGGGGGUGGUCGGAGAGGACACUCGCAUGGCUUCCCGUUCUA